Molecule: messenger RNA, 1276 nt
Organism: Glycine soja
Lineage: Eukaryota; Viridiplantae; Streptophyta; Magnoliopsida; Fabales; Fabaceae
Product: endo-1,3;1,4-beta-D-glucanase-like
Exons: 7
Coding region: 212-937 (241 amino acids)
Molecular function (GO): hydrolase activity
Source: RefSeq, a predicted model, not a curated record
UUUAUCAAAGUUUACCCUUCAGCCGUAACAAGUUCAAACAAUUUUAAAAAAGCUUUAGUAGUAAGAACAGUUUUCACAUUCACCUCACACUCAUCAUUUCCAACCACAUAACCUUAAAAAGGUUGGCUCUUUUUUCUUCUUUCAUCAAACCAUUUAAACCUUCUGCCGCCACCAAGAGGCAUAGCUGAAGAAUACUGUGAGAGAAAGAAAAAUGUUAGGAAAAGAGUGCUACACAAACCCGCCAUCAAUCCUAAAUUCCUCUAGUGCGGUUGGCCAUGUUAUCAAUAUCGGUGGUGUUAAUUCUUACGUCACUGGUUCCCCUCUCUCCAUCCUCGCCAUAAUUCUAGUCUCUGAUAUUUUUGGAUUUAAACCACCACUUUUAAGGAACAUUGCAGACAAGGUUGCAGCUACUGGGUAUUAUGUCGUGGUUCCUGACUUCUUCAAUGGGGAACCCUAUGAUCCUGAGAAUGUGAAAAGGCCGAAAGAUGUUUGGUUAAAAGAUCAUAAUCCGGAAAAAGGUAUUGAAGUUGCAAAACCUGUUAUUGAAGCCUUAAAAAGUAAAGGUGUCUCUGCUAUUGGAGCUGCUGGUUUUUGUUGGGGUGCUAAGACCGUUACCAACCUCGGGAAAUCCAAACAUAUCCAAGUUUCUGUGCUAUUACAUCCAUCAUAUAUCAUAGUGGAUGACAUCCGUGGUGUUGAGAUUCCAAUUGCUAUACUUGGAGCUGAGAAUGACAGAGUUGCUUUUCCUCCAAAGCUUGCAGAACAAUUUAGACAAGCCCUAAAGGCUAAACCUCAGAUUGAUAGUUAUGUAAAAAUAUUUCCUAACGUCUCACACGGUUGGACAGUGAGGUACGACCCUAAAGAUCCAAAAGCUGUAGAGGCUGCAGAUAAGGCUCAUCAAAUCAUGAUAGGUUGGUUUCAUAAACAUUUAAAGUGAGAAAUCUUAUGUGAUGUUUGAUCCACCAGUGAAGUCUCACUUAAAUAAAACAACGGUGGAUCACAGUGGGUGGCCGGCAAUAAAUGCUUUCACUAAUUGAAGGCAGAUUGUGCUCCUUUGAUCUCGAAACUGUAACGGUUUUUGUGGAUUUCCAUUUUCAUUUCCUUUACUUAGUCUUGCUAUUUCGAUCCUGUUUUGACAAGAAAAAUGUAUUGUGGAAAUGGGAACAACUAGCAGAUCGAUGGUUGUGCUUUUCUUUUCUUUUCUUUUAAAUUCAUGUUUCCAUCUGCAACAACCUUCUUCAGUUCGUAACAUCAAAUGGGCCUUUUCUUUUAUUUU